AUGGCCUCCCCUUCCAUCACCAUCGACCGCAUCCUCGCCGCGGCACCCGCCGUGACGCGCGGCCAGCCCACGCAGCUCUCCGCCGACGCCCAAGGCCAGCGGAUAGCGUACCCGUCCGGCAAGUCCAUCUUUGUCCGCUCCAUCGACGACCCUGCCGACUGCCAACAGUACACCGGCCACACGGCGCCCACCACGGUCGCUCGCUUUGCCCCCAACGGCUUCAAAGUCGCCAGCGGCGACGCGAGCGGCCUCCUGCGCGUCUGGGAGCCCGAGAACGUGGAGCAGACCAAGGGCGAGUACGGCAUCCUCUCUGGCCGCCUAAACGACAUUGGCUGGGACGGAGAGUCGCAGCGUCUCAUCGCCGUCGGCGACGGCAAGGAGCAGUUUGGCCGCUGCAUCACCGCCGACAGCGGCAAUUCCGUCGGCGAGAUCAUCGGACACUCCAAGGCCGUCAACGCCGUCGCCGUCAAGGCUCAGCGGCCUUUCCGCGCCGCCACCGUAGCCGACGACGGAAACGUCGUCUUCUACCACGGCGCCCCCUACAAGUUCGACAGGAAGAGCUCGCGGCACAAGGGCUUCGUCCUCGGAGCCGCCUACGCCCCCGACGGAAACGUCUUCGCCACCGUCGGCGCCGACAAGACGAUACAGCUGUACGACGGGAAAACGGGCGAGCACCUGAGGGACGUGGGCCCGGGCGAGCACACCGGCAGCAUCUUUGCCUUGUCCUGGUCGCAGGACGGCAGCAAGUUCGCCACCGCCAGCGCCGACCAGACGGUCAAGCUGUGGGACCUCAAAGGCGGAAGCCUGCUCCAGACCUGGACCUUUGGCCGCGGAGUCGACGUUCGGCACCAGCAGGUCGGCGUCGUCAUCCCCCACGGCCGCGACGACGGCCUCAUCAUCAGCCUGAACCUCGACGGCGACCUCACCUACCUGCACCAAGGCAAGCAGGAGCCCGUCCGGGUGGUCCAGGGACACAACAAGGGCAUCACCGCCUUGACCGCCUCGUCCGACGGAAAGGGCCGCUCGCUGUGGACCGGCAGCUUCGACGGCCGCGUCUGCCACUGGGAUGCGACGACGGGACGGGCCACCGUCGUCGAAGGGGAAUCACACACGAACCAAGUGGCGCAGUUUGCCGUCCAAGGCGCCACUGGCAAGCUGUUCAGCGCCGGCUGGGACGAUACCGUCAAGGCGGUAGAUGAAUCGGCCAAGAGAUUCCUGCCGCAGUCCGUUCGUCUUUCCUCCCAGCCCAAGGGCGUCGCGGCGUCGGACGACGUCGUCUACGUUGCCGCAGCCUCGGGAAUCGCAGCCUACGCCGACGGCAAGCUGCUCAAGGAAACGCCCAUGGACUACGCGCCCGGCGCCAUCGCCUCCUCGGCCGGCUUCGUGGCCGUCGGCGCCGACGAGAACUCGGUACGGAUAUACAAGGCCGGACCCGGCGGGAGCCUGGAGCAGGCCCGGGUCAUCUCGAACCCCACCGGCACCGUGUCGGCCCUCGCCUUCUCCAACGACGGCUCGCAUCUGGCGGCCGGAAACAGCGCCGGCAAGAUUUACGUCUACGAAACGGCUUCCUGGGAACUCGUCGCCGAUCGCUGGUCGGCCCACACGGCCCGCGUCACCUGCAUCUCCUGGGACGAUAGCGGCGCCCAUGCCGUCAGUGGAAGCUUGGACACCAACGUCUUCGUAUGGUGCCUUGAGAAGAAGAACCAAGGCAAGAGGAUCAAGGCGGCCAACGCGCACAAGGAUGGCGUCAACGGCGUCUGCUGGCUCGGCGCCGGCAAGGUUGCGAGCACAGGAGGCGACGCGACCGUCAAGAUCUGGCACGUGCAGCACUUGCCGUAG
Drechmeria coniospora is the source of this 1839-nucleotide messenger RNA. RefSeq lists its product as uncharacterized. Gene Ontology annotation, cellular component: cortical actin cytoskeleton. The record is from RefSeq and is a predicted model, not a curated record. Bases 1 to 1839 code for a protein of 612 amino acids. Gene Ontology annotation, biological process: positive regulation of actin filament depolymerization; actin filament depolymerization. NCBI's taxonomy places the organism in Eukaryota, Fungi, Ascomycota, Sordariomycetes, Hypocreales, Ophiocordycipitaceae. Gene Ontology annotation, molecular function: actin filament binding. The transcript is spliced from 2 exons.